CGAAACAUUCCGGCUUUAGGUUCAUCUUUCGGCCUCUGGGACCCAUUGGAGAUUAGCCCUUCACGAACUAGGAAACACGAGGGCGUGUUACGCAGUCCUUACGCUAAUUGUCCGGGGACUUUGCAAGUUCCUAGCGGCGGAAGAAGAUCAGUCUUUCCUUCUUCGAUUUGCGGUGGGGGAGCAAAAAGAGCGGACAUCUGGCAAAGUGUUGUGAUUGGCGAAGGCAAAAGGGCGGGGCCGGGGAACCUUUGGCGGGUCUCCGGCGCCGCGCUACCGUUCAGUCCCCGCAGGGCGCUGAUUGGAUCCCCAGGUUGCUUACAUCACCGCAGGAGGCGGGGCCCUCCCCAAUAAAUCCUGAAAGCCGGGGCUGAGGCUGCAGUAACUUUAGCUGCAGUUUACGCUUGCUUCUCUGAGAAGAGGUGGAGAUCGCGAGUCGAGUCUUGCAGAGGACGUCGUCGCUGUCGCAGCGUCUUGCGCCCGCUGCCUCCGCUGCCACCCCCUAGGAGGAAACGGACCCCUCCACGCCCUCUCCACCAGAGAGAUGUCUGCUCCAGCACAGCCACCUACACCAGGGGCCCCAGAAGGGGGUGCCCCAGGAGGGGGGCCACCUCCAAACACAACUAGUAACAGGCGGCUGCAGCAAACACAGGCACAAGUGGAGGAGGUGGUGGAUAUCAUGCGUGUGAAUGUGGAUAAGGUUCUGGAAAGGGAUCAGAAGCUGUCUGAAUUGGAUGACCGUGCAGACGCCUUGCAGGCAGGAGCAUCACAGUUUGAGAGUAGUGCUGCCAAGCUAAAGAGGAAGUACUGGUGGAAAAAUUGUAAGAUGAUGAUCAUGCUGGGAGCCAUUUGUGCCAUCAUCGUGGUAAUUAUUGUAAUCUAUUUUUUUACUUAAUGUACUCCCCCCCUUCAUUCCCCACCCCCAUCAGAACUCAUGCCCCUUUCCCACUGUUCAUUCCCCCAGCAGACCCAGUCCAUCCACUUUGUCCUUACCCAGGCUCCUUCAUUUCCUCUUCUUUAGUUGCUUUGGUUUGUACUUAAACCUCCCAGCACUGGACAUGAUGCUCUUGGGGUGGCUGCAUUUUCACCCCAUGAAGCACAAGUAGCCAGUGUUUGGCCUGUCCCCUUCAGAAAACACCUGUGCCCAAACCACAGGAAGUGGAGUGGAGGUCAAGGGAAAAGCAGGUCAGCCAAGAUCCAGUCUGGAGGAAGCUGCCCAGGUGGGAGCAGGGGCUGCAGGGACACAGGGACACAGUGUGAGGAUUAGUGAAAAGGUAGGGAAAUGGCAGUCUCCUCAUAGCCACCCUCUCCCUGCCUCCUGUUUCGGCCUUUUAAUGGGCAGUGUUACAGGGUGGGGGAAACCUGACCUGCACAAUGACCAUCCUGGGCUAUCAGAAAUCCCAGGAUGGAUUUUGAUCGUGCAUCAGUAUAGCUUUACUGUGAAAGAGAUUUGGGGGUUGGGGGCAAUGAUGUGCAGGGUCUGGUCCUUACUUUUAUAAUUAAGUACAAUACUCACAAGUCUAGGAGACCUUGAGUUGUGUCCACUCCCAGUGUGUUCCUGGUGCACUGUGUUUCUAGAAGAUUUCCCUCCCUCUCUUGCUGCUGCUGCUGCUGCUGCUGCUGCUUGGAGUCUGGCCCAGGAUCUGCCAGUGUUUCUGGUGCUGCCAUUCUGUUUACCACAGAAUUGGUGGGUUUGGACACUUUUCCCUUUGACUUAGAAAACAUUGGGGCACUAUUUUGCUCACUGUCUGCUCCCCAUUUAGAAGUGGAACCUAGAGGCUAAUAAGAUGUCAGGCCAACUCUUAGUAGACAAGUCUGAUAGUGUGUGAAGGGCCCAAAAAUAUUCUUUGCAGUCAGAAUUUGGGAUUGUUGGUUAAUCUUAACUGACCUUAGCUGAGGGUAAGGUGAAGUAAGGAACCUCAUUCAAGAGUAACAAGUUGGGGGCAGCUAGGUGGCGCAGUGGAUAGAGUAUUGGUCCUGGAUUCAGGAGGAUCUGAGUUCAAAUGCAGCCUCAGACACUUGACACGAACUAGCAGUGUGACCCUGGGCAAGUCACUUAAC
Dromiciops gliroides (monito del monte) is the source of this 2058-nucleotide messenger RNA. RefSeq names its product vesicle associated membrane protein 1 (gene VAMP1). NCBI's taxonomy places the organism in Eukaryota, Metazoa, Chordata, Mammalia, Microbiotheria, Microbiotheriidae. Bases 542 to 892 code for a protein of 116 amino acids. The transcript is spliced from 5 exons. The record is from RefSeq and is a predicted model, not a curated record. Gene Ontology annotation, molecular function: syntaxin binding; SNAP receptor activity. Gene Ontology annotation, biological process: SNARE complex assembly; vesicle fusion; vesicle-mediated transport. Gene Ontology annotation, cellular component: plasma membrane; SNARE complex.